Messenger RNA from Lycium barbarum (goji berry), 2088 nucleotides. Its product is annotated as GDSL esterase/lipase At4g01130. Gene Ontology annotation, molecular function: hydrolase activity, acting on ester bonds. NCBI's taxonomy places the organism in Eukaryota, Viridiplantae, Streptophyta, Magnoliopsida, Solanales, Solanaceae. The coding region runs from base 836 to 1987 and encodes 383 amino acids. The transcript has 5 exons. The record is from RefSeq and is a predicted model, not a curated record.
GGGUUGUUUGGUGAAGAAGAGGUUGCAUUUUGAUUUUAUUUUUUAAUUAUAUAUUAUUUUUAUUUUAUUUUUUAGCGAGUUUACUUUUUUAUAUUUUUCACUCUCUUAAUUUUUUUUUUUUUUUUCACGUCAGCAUUUAAGGUUGUAUUUAAUUAAGAUGAAAGUUGUUAAGGAGGUAAAUAAAUACAAGUUAAGUUUAGUUGCCAAACUGAGUUUUCGUGUCAAGUUCAUAGGUCAAAUGAUGUCUUUUCUCUAUUUAAUUUCGCACCUCAAAUGAUCUCCAAUUAAUUUUUUAUGUUGCAUCAAUCAAAAAAUGAUGGUAUCUUUAACUUUAGAGUUGCUAAGAUUCACUUUAGAGUUGCUUAUCUUUGGAACUACGCAAAACAAGUCUCAUAUAAACAAGUCUAUACAAACAAUUAACUACUGAUAUUUGGGGGAGCCAAAUAAUUACUCCUACAUGAUUAUAAGAGUUUCAGUAUUGUGUAAUAAUACCCUUUUUUCAUUUCAUUAUGCUAAUAUUUUGAGGAUUUUAUAGAGUUUCUUGAUUAAGAAAAGUACAUUCCGAAAUUUGUAAGUCCCAUUUGAUAGAAUAGUUCAGAAAAAGAAAAUAAAUGAAGGGGAAAAAAAUAUCCGAGGUUAGUGAUUGGAAAGCAUUACUAACAACGUUUGUUUUGAUGUGCACUUGAUUGCGUCACCAAUUGAGGUCUACAUGCACAGCUUCUCUUCUCUGUCUACAAAUAAGGAAAAGUGUUUUCACUCAAUACCGCUACUGCUCCAAUAAUAUCAUAUUCUAUCCAAAAACCAAUUCUUGUUUGAGAGAAAAACACACAGAAACAUGAAGCCAAAUAGAUUAUGGUCUUACUCAAUGGUUCUUUUGGGAGCAAUGUUGUUGUUUAUGGUGGCUAAAACAGAGUGCAAAAAAUGUGCAUUUAAGGCAAUAUUUAACUUUGGAGAUUCAAAUACUGAUACCGGUGGAUUUUGGGCUGCUUUCCCAGCUCAGAGCCCUCCCCAUGGAAUGACUUAUUUCAAGAAACCUGUUGGAAGGGCAACUGAUGGCAGAGUUAUCGUUGAUUUUUUAGCUCAAGCAAUUGGCUUGCCAUUUUUGAGUCCAUAUCUGCAAUCAAUUGGAUCUGAUUACAGACAGGGUGCUAAUUUCGCAACAUUAGCAUCCACAGUUCGCUUGCCACAAACUUCCUUAUUUGUAACUGGGGUUAGCCCUUUUUCUCUUGAUAUUCAGCUUCGACAGAUGAAAGAAUUUAAAGCUAAAGUCGAUGAACUUCCCCAUAAAGGGAAAACUAGUCUGCCUUCCCCAGAUAUAUUUGGAAAGUCACUCUAUACAUUCUACAUAGGCCAAAAUGACUUUACUGGAAAUUUGGCAAGAUUAGGAAUAAGUGGAGUAAAAGAAUUUCUACCUCAAGUGGUUUCCCAAAUUGCUAGCACAAUCAAGGAGAUAUAUGCAUUGGGUGGGAGAACAUUUUGGGUGCUAAAUUUAGCACCAAUUGGAUGUUACCCUGCAUUUCUGGUGGAACUGCCUCAUAACACUUCUGAUAUAGACCAGUUUGGUUGUUUAAUAUCAUACAAUAAUGCAGUGGUGGAUUAUAACAAUAUGCUAAAAACAACAUUGGCAAAAACCAGAAAGGAACUUGCUGAUGCAAAUGUGGUAUAUGUGGACACUCAUGCUGUGCUCUUGGAGCUAUUUCAACACCCCACUUCUCAUGGGCUAAGAUAUGGAACCAAAGGAUGUUGUGGAUAUGGAGGUGGUGCAUACAAUUUUAAUCAGCAAUUGUACUGUGGAAAUAGCAAACAGGUAAAUGGAAAAACAGUAACAGCCAAAGCCUGUAAGGAUCCACAAAAUUAUGUAAGCUGGGAUGGAAUACAUGCUACUGAUGCAGCAAACAAACUCACUACAUAUGCCAUUCUUAAUGGUUCUUAUUUUGAUCCUCCUUUUUCGCUUCAUCACUAUUGUAAUAUCCAGCCUAUUGGUUGAAUACUGUUUUGUUUCUGUGUUUAGAAAUAAUAAUAAACCACAACUUAUGUCUCAUUACUAGACAAAGGAAUGAAAAGUUUCUGGAGUAUAUGCUUUCAUUA